CAACAAUACUCCCCAUUGGGCCCCCUGGCAUGCCUUAUACGUUUUCUCGGAGUGACUGCGUGGGUCGGCAAAUGUUGUUCUAGAGUUUGAGUAGACUCUAUGUCGCACCUUGAUAGUUCAAUGGCGUUGAUAACAUGUCCGGGACUCUUCACUUUGACUUUAGCGGGGGCAUCUUCGCAAUCCUUCGUAAGCACCCUCCAGUCAUCGUCUUCCUCACUGUUAGCAUGCGAGCUACGAGAAGACUAUGCCUUCAAGCAACUAGAAGGGUUGGCGGUGACAGUGUCGGUGGAAGCCGUAGCGUGUAGGAGAGCCGGGUUGACUGUAUGGCCUAGGGAGAGGGAGUUGACAGUGAUAAGGUCCCCAUAUUGUGGCAUCCCAGGUGCCUCGGUUACAAUCCCUCCGGUCUUAUUGAGUAGAGUUGGGUUCAAGGCAUGCGGCCUAAAAGCCGUUUCUGGUACUAGCUCCAUAAUUGAGGGGGUCUCUGGGAACUCAUCAGCUAAUGUAUUUAUUUCAAAGCAGCAAAAAGCGAUGCCUUCUCCACAUUUCAUGGUUGCCGUGUGUACCUAGUUGUAAGCUCAGUGUUUAAGCGCAAGCGACGAACUUCAAAAGCGCAAGACGCGCCCUUUGGACUUCUUGGUUAAAAGUAAUUCGGACCAGCAGUGCG
This is a messenger RNA of Fusarium redolens, 664 nucleotides long. RefSeq lists its product as uncharacterized. The transcript has a single exon. Lineage: Eukaryota; Fungi; Ascomycota; Sordariomycetes; Hypocreales; Nectriaceae. The record is from RefSeq and is a predicted model, not a curated record. The coding region runs from base 100 to 567 and encodes 155 amino acids.